GGUCAAGGUGGGGGAGAGGAGAGGUGAACAAAAUAUAGUGGAUUUCAUGACUCUUGCGGCUGUCAGGCUCCUGUCUCCAAGCGGCGGUGUCUGAGCGGCGGCACUAGGCAUGGCGACACACGCCCAGCCCGCGUGCCUCAAGGUGCUUAUGAGAGAGCUGUACACGCUCGCCUACAUCUCCGGCACGCCCGGCAACUACCAGUUCAGCGGCCCCAUCGUGAUCAUCCUGGAGAUCCUCAGGGACCACUUCGGCGUCUGUUUAGACUUCGUCGUAACAGAAGAGCAAGUGUACGGCGUCUCCUUGCGCAACGGCUCCUGGACUGGAAUGAUGGGCAUGGUGCAGCGACACGAGGUGGAUUUCAGUGGCAUGUUGUUCACGAUGAAUUACGACUCGCUGAAGGCUGUGGAAUUCAGCGAGUCGAUCGACACAGACGAGAUGACGGCAAUGUACAUCCGACCCCGCGUGUCGCCCAACAUGAUGGGCUUCGUCACGCCCUACACCGCCUCGGUGUGGUUGUUCGUGGUGGCGGCGUGUGUGGUGCUGAUCGGAGUCAUCAUGGUCACUGUCAGGUUUCAAAGGAAGUUUAGCUCGACUCAUCUACCUCACCACUCAUCUGAGCCAACCACUCGGCGGAGCGUUGGCUCAUCUGACAUGAUCCCGGAGCAAAGCAAGACCAGACGACUGCCCUCAGGUGCCGCGGCGCCGGACGGUGAUGUCUCGAUCUCUUCAGGGGAAGAGGACAAAGCAGUGUUGACAGGAGCGGACAGAGACUGGCUUUGGAGUCUUGAAAAGUCUCUUCUGUGGACGUGGUCAACACUGGUAGCUCACAGCGUGCCGUGGCAGCCCGUGAGGGGCCUGGUGCGUUGCGUGACGGCCAUGUGGCUCCUGGCUGCCUUCAUCCUGGGUAACGUGUAUCGCUCCAACCUGAAGGCCAUGCUCACCAUCCCCAGGAUCAACAUUCCCUUCGACAGUGUGGACGAGCUGGCGGACUCCGACGUACCCACGGCCAUUCUCAGAGGUUCCAAGAUGCACCAGCAGAUAGUGGUGGCGGAGGACAACAGCACUCUCGGCCGGCUGAGGGACCAGACUGUUUACUUUAACUUCGAUCAGUUGUACUCGACGAUAGAUCAAGUAUUAGAGGGGGAAAUGGCAGGGAUGCACUAUCGGAAAGUAUUCCCAAGGAUAUUAAACGAUCAUUAUUCUCGGGUAAUGGCAUUCCUGUUAUUUGCAACUGGGGAGUGUGGUGCCUACGUGCUGUCUCGGGGCUUCCUGGGACCCUCCAGCCUCUGUAUUAUAUUCCCGAAAGGAUCGCUCCUUAAGAAAAAGUUCGAUCCAGUUAUCCUGAGGCUGAAGGAGUGCGGCCUGCUGGCGAAGAUAAUGACCAAGGGCUAUGUGAACGCCACGGAGUGCCUUAAGCCACUCACCUCGAUGGUCGCUCCCUCACACCGACCGUUGCAGUUUCUGGACUUCUACGGCAUCUUUGCUGUCUAUGUUGCUGGAGCGACUUUGGCUGCCAUGGCAUUCCUGUGGGAGAUGACCAGGGGCUGCGGCGGGACGAGGCGCGGCGCAGCGGAGCCCCUUUGGACGCCGAUGCUGCCAGCCAGCGGGAUCAUAUCGCUACUCCGACUUGCCUGAAACUUGUGAUUUUUUAAUUUUUUUAUUUGUGAGUAACGUGCAGGCUAUAAAUUCAUGUCUGUAUA
Scylla paramamosain (green mud crab) is the source of this 1701-nucleotide messenger RNA. Its product is annotated as glutamate receptor ionotropic, kainate 4-like. Bases 110 to 1636 code for a protein of 508 amino acids. NCBI's taxonomy places the organism in Eukaryota, Metazoa, Arthropoda, Malacostraca, Decapoda, Portunidae. Gene Ontology annotation, cellular component: membrane. The transcript is spliced from 11 exons. Gene Ontology annotation, molecular function: ligand-gated monoatomic ion channel activity. The record is from RefSeq and is a predicted model, not a curated record.